AUGGGUGUUCGUAAAUGGAUUGAACGCCCGACUGUUCGUGGUCAUCACGUUGGCGUCGAAGAUUUGACAGAGGGUCAGCAAGGCGUGCCAGAACUGAAGCGACGAAAAUGGACACUUCAAACCAUCGACGCCUCACCAUUUCAGAUUUGGGUCGUUGUUGUUGCCGGUGUGGGUUUCCUGGCUGAUUCCUUUGGCCUAUUCGCAUUGAACGUUGUCACACCCAUGAUCGGAUACGUCUAUUGGCCAGAAAAUUUGGACAAAGAUGGUGUUCCACAAGUUCCUUCCUCUAUAAAGACAGCAAUGAUGUGCUCAACUCUGGCCGGUACGAUGGUCGGUCAGGUCGCGUUUGGAUUUGCAGCGGAUGUGCUUGGUAGACGAAAGAUGUACGGCCUGGAGCUUGUUGUCAUCAUAGUAGGGACUAUGCUGCUACUGAUGAGCUCAAGUGGUGAGAAGAACAGUAUGAAUGUAGGUGGUUGGCUCAUCGCGUGGCGCGCAAUUAUGGGGAUCGGAAUCGGAGCCGACUAUCCACUCAGUGCUGUAAUUACAGCUGAGUUCUCGCCGCGGAAGCAUCGUGCCCGCAUGAUGAGUCUCGUCUUCUUUGCGCAGCCCAUGGGUCAAUUUCUUGCCAAUGUGCUAUCCUUGGCAGCUGUCGAGGGCUACAGACCAUACAUCACGAACACCAAAAGGUCAUGCUCUGUCGAUGGUAUCGAUGAUCUCCAAUGUUUUCGCUCUAUCGAUCGCUUAUGGCGGUUGGUUAUUGGUAUUGGUAUCAUUCCCGCGAUUAUUGCGCUAGGAUUCAGGUUCACAAUACCGGAGAGCCCCAGAUACACACUCGACAUCCUUCAGAACACUUCAACCGUGUAUGAAGACACCAAAACCUAUUUCGGUGUUCUGGGUCUAGAUGCUGAGGCCGGUGAGCUCGAAAUACUGCCUGCAUCAACCGAAGAUCAUCGCAGGCCCUCUACCUCUUCCUCUGACAUCGCGCCCGAAGACGUUGUUGAAAGCGACAGUGACGAUGAGAACAGGUCGAGUGCAGUAUUCACAAGGCCAGUGGGCACAUUGGAAUCUUCAUCUCCACCCGGUGACCCGAGCCAUGUGCCUCCACUCGCAUCUUGGACUGACGCCAAAAAAUUCUUUAUCGCGGAAGGGAACUGGCAAUAUCUUCUGGGAACAUCCUUGGCAUGGCUGUUCCUAGAUUUCGCGUUCUACGGUCUCGGUAUGUCUUCGCCACAGAUUGUUAGCCAUAUCUGGCAGGAUCCCAAGAGUGGCCGCCCGAGCGUGUUUGACUCUUUGCGCGACAACAGUCUCCACACUUUGGUGAUGGUUUCGAUCGGAACCAUUAUCGGUGGACUUUUGAUGAUCAAAGUCAUUAAGUACGCGUCACCCAAGGUCAUUCAGUUCUGGGGGUUUCUCGUCUUGUUUAUGUUGUUCAUCGUGACGGGCAGUGCCUGGACGAAGCUCCUGGAUACGGAGCGUUCUGGAUUAAUUGUGCUGUAUGUAUUGAGCCAUAUUGCAUUCAACUUGGGUCCAAAUGUGACCACCUUCAUCAUACCAGCGGAGGUUUUUCCCACCCGCUAUAGGUGUGCCUGCCACGGCAUUGCAGCUGCGGCUGGGAAACUCGGGUCUUGGGUCGUGCAAAUCUUCCUCGCGUACGCAUUCCAGAACGAUGAUCAGGGCGAGCAGUAUGACUGGGAACGUGAAAACUUUGGUCACAUCCUGCAAGUUAUGAGUGCUUUCAUGGUCGCCGGCGCGGUGGUAACACACUUUCUCGUCCCAGAGACGCGGGAUCAUGACAACAAGAGUCGAACAUUGGAGGUACUGGCAUGCGGAAAGAAGGUCAUUGAUGAAUUGAACCGACAGCGACAAAGGGAGGACGAUGAGGAAUGA
Messenger RNA from Boeremia exigua, 1887 nucleotides. Its product is annotated as major facilitator superfamily domain-containing protein. The transcript is spliced from 4 exons. Gene Ontology annotation, molecular function: transmembrane transporter activity. The record is from RefSeq and is a predicted model, not a curated record. Gene Ontology annotation, biological process: transmembrane transport. Bases 1 to 1887 code for a protein of 628 amino acids. Lineage: Eukaryota; Fungi; Ascomycota; Dothideomycetes; Pleosporales; Didymellaceae. Gene Ontology annotation, cellular component: membrane.